Suillus paluster is the source of this 1479-nucleotide messenger RNA. RefSeq lists its product as uncharacterized. The transcript is spliced from 4 exons. The record is from RefSeq and is a predicted model, not a curated record. NCBI's taxonomy places the organism in Eukaryota, Fungi, Basidiomycota, Agaricomycetes, Boletales, Suillaceae. Gene Ontology annotation, molecular function: protein binding. The coding region runs from base 1 to 1479 and encodes 492 amino acids.
AUGGAUCAAUUCGCCAUUGACUCAUGGAAUCACUCUCCAUCUUUUCCUGUCCCUCUCGACAUACUUCUCGAUGUAAUUCAGCAUCUUCCUAUCCAGAGCGUCCUGGCGCUGCGGCAGACUAGUAAAAUGUUUAACGCUGUCACGCGUAUGCGCAGUCUUUGGGCUCUCCUCCUGCGUACUCAUGUCCAGGAGCAAAACAUUCCUAUACCCCACCUUGAGGGACGAUCGCUUGACAUUUUGUCAGCCUCAGAGCUCGAGCAGCUCACCUGCAAUGCGCUCGCUCUUCGCACCAACUGGACCAACCCUAAUCCGGAUGCGAAGAGGGAAGUCGAUUUUUACAAGCCAACCGAGCCAGAUUCGCGCAUUAUUUUCAUGCAGUUUCUCCCUGGCAGAGGAAACCGCUGGCUAAUUUCUGUCACGAUGACCGCGCAACCCAAAAAAUUUGUCCUCCAGUGCUGGAACGUUGCUACCCCUCAACCCGUCUGCAUCGCAGAACUGACUCACGUGGAUGGGCCCUAUGGCGGGGUUGUCAUUAAUGACGAUCCAUCUUCUCCGGCCAUAAUGGUGAUGCAGUCAGCACAAACGGAGAUACUCACCAUCGACUUCGAAGAGGAAGAUCCCGAGUCGGCAUUCAUCCCACUAGGUGCCAUUGACGGCAUUAGAGAGAUUCAUCUCCUCAGUGGGAACACGCUCGUUACCCGCCGUCCAGGAGACGGCGGAGAAGUCAGUUUAUGGGACCUCAACGAUCAGCCUCGUGAAAAAAUCCAGUUGGUGAAUCCCUCAAUAUUACAGAACGAUCACUGCCAAGCGAUGCAUCUCCGCGACGAUUACAUGGUAAUCGUUCGCCAACAGACUGUCGAGUUCUACUCGACCAUUCCCCGGCCAAAUCUCAUCGCGACACCGGGCGCCCCCAUCUCGUACCCACUCGCACAGCACCGCUUCCAGUGGCGCGCAGACACCGUCAAUAUGUCAGAGCAAGUCAGCUGGCACGCUGCGCGCUCGCACCGCCCCUCUCCAAUCAACCUUGUCAUUCGGUUUGGAAGUACCUACCCUUGGCCGGUGAACAUCUUGCAUCAUUUCGUCCUCACCCCAAACCCUGCGUACGUCCCAGGGCGGGAGACUUCUCUAUACAACCUUCCCUACCUAGCACAACCCACCCCAGUGCAGACGAUAGGCUCUCCAGUGCGUUUGUUCGCCCCGUCGUCCGUUGCACUCGGGAGAUAUGGCACUGGUCUCUGGCUUGACAGCCACACUGAAGACUGGAUGGGGCCUAGCGACUGUGGCCAGCGACUUGCAGGAAAGACACUGACGACGAUGGGAGAAUCGCCGUCCGUAAAUUCGCAGGACGGUGCGCAAGCUUCCAUGGUAUUUCGUGUACGCGACGACGACUUGUGGAACAAGAUCGCUAUCGAUGAAGAGUCUGGGAGAAUUGCGGUCGGUUAUGUGAACGCUUCGAUAACCCUCUUCGAAUAUGCUUAA